This is a messenger RNA of Beta vulgaris subsp. vulgaris (sugar beet), 2301 nucleotides long. Its product is annotated as mannose-6-phosphate isomerase 1. Gene Ontology annotation, biological process: carbohydrate metabolic process; GDP-mannose biosynthetic process. The record is from RefSeq and is a predicted model, not a curated record. Gene Ontology annotation, molecular function: zinc ion binding; mannose-6-phosphate isomerase activity. The coding region runs from base 641 to 2083 and encodes 480 amino acids. The transcript is spliced from 5 exons. Gene Ontology annotation, cellular component: cytosol. Lineage: Eukaryota; Viridiplantae; Streptophyta; Magnoliopsida; Caryophyllales; Amaranthaceae.
GCCUGUUUCUGUGUAUUUCUUUCCCUUUCCUUCAUCCCCUUUUUUACAACUGCCAAUUUGGCUAUUUCCCCCCUUUUUUUCACCCACCGACCCUCCAUUAACUCCUUUAUCUUCUUCAUCAUCAUCUUCUUCCUCUAAUUCUCUCUCCAUUCUUCCGAAAUUCAGAGUAAAAACCUAGUAAUUUCUCUUUCCGUAAACACAACAAAAAAAUUCCUCCUUUUGUUUUUCUUGCCCUUUUUUCCAUAUAUACCUUUCAAAGUACUCUUCUCUUUCUCUCUCCUACGAUACCACACAAACCCAUCCUCUGGAUCUCAUCUUCAAUUCUUCUUCUUCUUUCUCUCUCCAUCAAUUUCCCCCUUUUUUUCUAUAUAAAAACCUAACCUUUCUUUAACAAUGACACACAUAUUCCAAUUUUUCGAAUAUACCCUAUUCUCAUUUCUCUUCCCUCUAUAACAAUCAAAUAAUCUGCUUUCUAUUUAAAUCUUCCCUUUUUUCACUUCACUACACCAUCUACAUUUGUGGGUAUCAAUCAAUUUUACAAUUUUUGGUUCAAAAUUCAAUCUUUUCUUUUUAAAAAAUUUGUGGGUUUUGGUGGGAGGGGGAGUUUUCUCUCUCUUCCGGUGAAAUUGGGUGUUUUCCGAUGACUAACGAGUUUGCUGAUGAUGUUUCAUACUUAACUAUACUACCCAUUUCUUUGAUUUUUGUUGUGAUUUGUUUGGUGUCAUUGUUGAAGAAGAAGAGUAAGGCUAUAAUGGCGGCUAAUGGUGUUUUUUGGAAGGAUGAAAGACUUCAGAGGCUUAAAUGUUCAGUGAAAAACUAUGAUUGGGGUAAAAUUGGGAGUGAUUCUGAGGUUUAUAGAUUGUUUAGUGCCAAUUCUGAGGGUAAUAAAUUGGAUCCAAACAGACCUUAUGCUGAAUUUUGGAUGGGUACCCAUGAAUCUGGCCCAUCUCAUGUGAUUAAGAAAGGGAAAGUUUUGGCAAAUGGAAAUCAUGGGUUUGUUGUUCUUAAUGGGAAAUUUGGGGAUUUGGAAGGUGAUACUUUAAAGUCUUGGAUUGAGAAGAACCCUAAUGUGCUUGGUCAUAAGGUUGUUGAGAAAUGGGGAUAUGAUCUGCCCUUUUUGUUUAAGGCGUUGUCGGUUGCAAAGACACUGUCAAUACAAGCUCACCCAUGUAAGGAGUUAGCAAAGAAAUUGCACAUCAAGGACCCAAGUGCUUACAAGGAUGGGAAUCAUAAGCCGGAAAUGGCUCUUGCUAUAACCAAAUUUGAGAUCCUUUGUGGAUUUGUCGGUAUGAAGGACCUCCAGAAGAUUCUUAAAGGUGUUCCAGAAAUCUCGCAGUUGGUUGGUGCUUCGGUUGUGGAUCAAUUGUUGAACAUCACCGCUGAAGAUGAUGAGAAUGCAGUUAAAGCUGCUCUGAAACAACUGUUUACUCAGAUCAUGUCAGCAAGUGAGCACGUAGUUGCUGAGGUGCUAUCUCAGUUGAUUCCUCGUUUGAGGAAGAAGGAAGUGUUAACAUCAGAGGAGAAGCUGGUCCUACGGCUUGAAGAGCAGUAUCCUGGUGAUGUCGGUGUACUAGCAGCUUUCCUUAUGAACUAUGUAACGCUAAAACCUGGGCAAGCCUUGUGCUUGGGGGCAAACGAACUGCAUGCAUAUGUAUCUGGUGAUUGCAUUGAGUGUAUGGCUACUUCAGAUAACGUUGUUCGGGCUGGUCUAACUCCCAAGAAGAGGGAUGUGAAGACUCUAUGUGAAAUGCUCACAUACAAACUGGGUCGUCCCAAUAUUCUUAGCGGCUUUUACGUAGAGGGUACUAACGAACGAACAAAAAGGUACCGACCUCCAUUCGAAGAGUUCGAGGUUGAUCAUUGUGAUCUCCCUGAAGGAACAUCGACACAUUUCCCUUCAAUUGCUGGUCCGUCCUUAUUUUUGGUCACUGAAGGAACAGGAACAAUAGAAACAAGUUUAUCAACAGAAAAGGUCAGAGUAGGUGAUGUGCUAUUUGCACCAGCAAACACAAAGUUGAAAUUAAAAUCCUCUGGUAGAAGGUUCCAACUCUACAGAGCUGGAGUGAACAGCAAAUUCUUGUGAACCUCACAAAAAAUAGAAGCUACAUAGCAUCUUUUGCAGAUAUUCUUUUGGCAGUCUUCCAUGCAUCUUAAUUUCACUAUUUUGAGAUUAAUGUAUUUAUAUAUAUAUAUAUCUAUAUAUAUUAUUUGUUGAUUUUAGCUUAAGGGCUUCUGUUGUACACAUGUAACCACAAAAAAAAUCAUAGUAAAAAAUAGUAAGAGAAAUUUCUUAUAUCUCCA